Molecule: messenger RNA, 882 nt
Organism: Metarhizium brunneum ARSEF 3297
Lineage: Eukaryota; Fungi; Ascomycota; Sordariomycetes; Hypocreales; Clavicipitaceae
Gene: Fahd2
Product: Fumarylacetoacetate hydrolase domain-containing protein 2
Molecular function (GO): acetylpyruvate hydrolase activity
Source: RefSeq, a predicted model, not a curated record
AUGUCAUCCUGGAGCCGCCUCAUUCGAUUCGUGGAUGACAAUGGCACCGAAACCUUUGGAGAGCCAUGCAUAGAAAAUGAUGAACAACUCACCAAUCACCUGGCCAAAAACGACCUCUGGGCAAUCGAGCUCAAAGGCUCCUCGCCCGUAGGUCCCUUUACACGUGGUGACAAGAUCCACGUGCGCGCUUUACGCAACAUUCUCAGACCCAGUGACGUUCCUAUCGUACGGUGCAUUGGCCUCAACUAUCUGAAGCACAUUCAAGAAGGCGGGCGGAAACCUCCCCCCUAUCCAUCUAUUUUCCUAAAGCCUUCCACCACCGUUGCCGGCUUCAAUGAAGAUGUUCCGAUUCCAACCAUUGCGCAGGACGGUACGCUCGACUAUGAAGGCGAAUUGGCUAUUGUGAUCGGCAAAACCGGAAAGAAUAUUCCUAAAAGCGCGGCGCUAGACUACAUAGCCGGCUAUUGUGUUUCGAAUGACGUGUCCGCCCGCGGCUGGCAGCGCGAUCCCGCCAAGGCCGGCGUCGUGCCGCAAUGGUGCUUCAGCAAAGGAUUUGACAAAUUCGCGCCGUUGGGCCCGUUGCUCGUUGCGCCAAGCGUGGUGGGCAACGCGUCGGAUCUCCAUUUGCGAACCGUCGUCAAUGGCGAGGAGCGGCAGAGCACAAGUACGGGCGACUUGCUGUUUGGCGUGGAGCAUCUCGUCAGCUUCUGCAGCCAGGGCACGAGUCUCGAGGCCGGCACUGUGAUUCUCACGGGAACACCGUCUGGCGUGGCCAUGGGGAUGAAGGAGCCCAGGUACUUGGAGGACGGUGACGUUGUGGAGGUUAGUAUAACGGGUUUGGGCAGGGUGAGCAACAAGAUGGUUUUUGAGAGGGGGAAUUGA